Molossus molossus (Pallas's mastiff bat) is the source of this 1888-nucleotide messenger RNA. It is a transcript of the gene P3H2, whose product is annotated as prolyl 3-hydroxylase 2. Gene Ontology annotation, biological process: collagen metabolic process. The transcript has 14 exons. Gene Ontology annotation, cellular component: endoplasmic reticulum. The record is from RefSeq and is a predicted model, not a curated record. The coding region runs from base 40 to 1641 and encodes 533 amino acids. Lineage: Eukaryota; Metazoa; Chordata; Mammalia; Chiroptera; Molossidae. Gene Ontology annotation, molecular function: protein binding; iron ion binding; procollagen-proline 3-dioxygenase activity.
CAGCUAGAAAAGGCAGUGGAAGCCGCGCACACAUUUUUCAUGGCCAACCCUGAGCACAUGGAAAUGCAGCAGAACAUUGAAAAUUACAGAAUGAUGGCUGGCGGCGAAGCGUUCCAACUGGUAGAUCGCGAAGCCAAACCGCACCUGGAGAGUUACAGUGCAGGAGUCAAACAUUACGAGGCCGAUGACUUUGAGUCAGCUAUCAAGUACUUCGAACAAGCUUUGAGAGAGUAUUUCAGUGAAGAUACAGAGUGCCGAGCUCUGUGUGAAGGCCCUCAGAGGUUUGAAGAGUAUGAGUACUUAGGGUAUAAAGCGGGUCUCUAUGAAGCCAUUGCAGAUCACUACAUGCAGGUGCUGGUGUGUCAGCACGAGUGCGUGCGGGAGCUGGCCACCCGCCCCGGCCGCCUCUCUCCGAUCGAGAACUUUCUUCCCCUGCAUUAUGACUACCUACAGUUCGCCUACUAUCGAGUUGGUGAAUACGUGAAAGCCCUGGAGUGUGCCAAGGCGUAUCUCCUUCUGCAUCCGGAUGACGAGGACGUCCUAGACAACGUGGAUUACUAUGAGAGCCUGCUGGACGACAGCAUGGACCCGGCAUCCAUCGAGGCCAGAGAGGAUUUGACAGUGUUUGUGAAGCGUCAUAAACUGGAAUCAGAACUAAUAAAAUCAGCUGCGGAAGGCCUGGGGUUUUCGUACACUGAACCGAAUUACUGGAUUCGUUAUGGAGGACGACAGGAUGAGAAUCGGGUCCCUUCAGGAGUAAACAUGGAGGGGGCAGAAGUUCAUGGAUUGUCAAUGGGGAAAAACUCGUCACCCAAGAUAGACCGAGAUCUAAGAGAGGGUGGUCCCCUGCUCUACGAGAACAUCACGUUCGUCUACAACUCGGAGCAGCUGAACGGGACUCAGCGGGUCCUCCUGGAUAACGUGCUGUCGGAAGAACAGUGCCGGGAGCUGCACAGCGUGGCCAGAGGAAUCAUGCUCGUUGGCGAUGGAUACAGAGGGAAAACUUCACCCCACACGCCCAAUGAAAAGUUUGAAGGCGCAACUGUCCUGAAAGCACUCAAAUUUGGUUACGAAGGCCGAGUCCCGCUGAAGAGCGCCCGUCUGUUCUAUGACAUCAGCGAGAAGGCUCGAAAGAUUGUAGAAUCCUAUUUCAUGCUGAACUCAACCCUGUAUUUUUCCUACACACACAUGGUCUGCCGAACAGCCCUGUCUGGUCAACAGGACAGAAGAAACGACCUCAGUCAUCCCAUCCACGCGGACAACUGCCUGCUGGAUCCAGAGGCCAACGAGUGCUGGAAGGAGCCUCCCGCUUACACGUUCCGGGACUAUAGUGCUCUCCUGUACAUGAAUGAUGAUUUUGAAGGAGGAGAGUUCAUUUUCACUGAAAUGGAUGCCAAGACUGUAACUGCCUCUAUCAAACCAAAGUGUGGACGUAUGAUCAGCUUCUCAUCUGGAGGGGAGAACCCACAUGGGGUGAAGGCCGUCACCAAGGGCCAGAGGUGUGCUGUGGCUCUGUGGUUUACCUUGGACCCACUUUAUAGAGAAUUGGAGCGAAUACAAGCCGAUGAAGUGAUCGCAAUCCUGGAUCAAGAACAACAAGGGAAGCACGGACUGAAUAUCAACCCAAAAGAUGAGCUAUAAAAAUGAGAGAGAGUGUUCUAUCAGAUAUUUAUUUAAAUUGUUAAUCUUAUGAGAACCUUUUUAUUUUUGUACAGAGCCAUGUAUAAAUUAACAGGUGAAUAUGAGUCAGCAGAUCUCCCUUCUGUCCCUAAGGAUGUUCGCUUUGCCUCCCUCUGCCCCUCUGUCUGUCCUGGUUUUGCAUCCGUUCAUCUCUCAAAACUCAGCACCCUCCCCCGUUGGCUGCAGGGCCGAGGCUCAAGCGGAAAGA